AUGAGCAAGCAGAAACCAAAAGGUAGAAUAAAGAAUGGAAGUCAGUUGGCACUGAGAGAAGAGCAGAGGAGCAGAAACGAACGAGAGAGACAGAAACACGGAGGAGCAGGUCUCCAGUCACCUCAGCAUCUGAUGGCAGUUCAGCUCAGGAGGGCGGCCUACGCUCAUGUUGGAGGCGGCGCCCGCGCGCGGGGCUGCUGCCCUGCUGGAAGCCUCCCGGUUCCGCUGUGGCCCGCGGCUGUGCCUGGCGCUGGAUGCUGCAGCUAUGCUGUCCACGGACGCAGCGAGAAGAGGGCGGGGGGAAGCCCUGGCACAUGCCAGGGUCGCCGUAGGGGGCAGCGGCCGGCGCAUGCGCGUCCUCUCCCAGAAGCCUGGAACGCUGAGGGGCGCGCGCCCCCAUCCGCGCGCACGCUCGCGCUGGCCAAGGCUUCCCCGCCUGCGCUCGUUGUCAUAGCCGCUCCGGCGCGUGCGCGCGUUAUCUCGGGCCGACCCGAGUGGCCGGGUUCCCUCAGCUCCAGGCCCCCGCCCCCUCCCCCUCCCAGCCCCCAGCCAACCCGUCCCCUUCCUGUCCUCGCGGAAUGGGGCCGGCGCCGCUCGGGGUCGCGCGCCGGGGACCCGGCUCGCGCUCGGUCUCGCGCUGUCAGCGACUGCCCGGCUCGCGCCGCCUCGCGCUCUCCCUCGGUCAGAGGCGCCGAAGGCUCCGUUAAGCGGCGGCGGCGCGGUUCCUGUUUCCGUUUCUUCCUCUCCCUUCAGUCGGGAGUAGCAUCCUCCACCCAGCCACCCCUCCCGCUCCCCCGGCGCGGGGCAGCUGCGGCUGAGGGCUGGGGCGGCGGCAGCGGCUGCAACUGGGGACCGGCGGAGACCGCCUCUGCAACCGCUGCGGGUUGCCACUUUUGCUAAGAGAGCACCCAUGACCCUGAUGGUGUUUUAAUUCAAAGUAACGUGCUCUAUUGCCUUUAUCGAUUAACUGAUCAAAUUCAGACUUUGAAGUUGGUCUACUAAUAUUACCAACAAGAUAAAUUUCCUCCAACUUGUAAGAAAUAUUUUCUAGUUUCAGAGAAUUAUAAAUUGGCAAAGAUAAAAACAUAGAGCAUGGAUGUGUUUGAUUUCUUUACUUUUAUGGUUUGGAAUCUUCACUUUCUUUGUGGUGUUUAUUUUUUGUUGGAUUCAUAGAUGCUUGAGAAAUUAGAGGAAUCCUUGUCCCCCACCCCCCACUACUACUGCAGCCCCAUAGGAG
Messenger RNA from Ceratotherium simum simum (southern white rhinoceros), 1237 nucleotides. The record is from RefSeq and is a predicted model, not a curated record. Lineage: Eukaryota; Metazoa; Chordata; Mammalia; Perissodactyla; Rhinocerotidae.